Pelecanus crispus (Dalmatian pelican) is the source of this 2459-nucleotide messenger RNA. The record is from RefSeq and is a predicted model, not a curated record. Lineage: Eukaryota; Metazoa; Chordata; Aves; Pelecaniformes; Pelecanidae.
AUGGGAUUAGGCUUGUUUGACCAAGAAAUAGUAUUUCAGAAAGUACCAGGUGUUGCUGUAUUGUCUACCAGUGUUUACUCUGAUAACCUGGAAGAAAGGAAUGUAGCACAAGAAAAUGAACGCAGCAGCAUGGAUUCAGCGAUGUUCAUCACUUGGAUUCUAGCUAUACCUAGUGCAUAUGAAAUACACAUAAAGGAACCCAUAGAAAAGGAAGUAAAUCCUCACUUAUUACCAGGUGAACUGCUGCUUUGUGAGGCAAGCACGGUAUACAAGUAUAUACAAGAAGAUGGGUCAAAUCGUGGCACCUAUGGGAAACUUGUGUGCACAAACUUCAAGAUUGCUUUCCUUGACGAUGAUUCUACUUCAGAUGAUAAUGAGCCACAAUUUAAGAAUAAGAUUGUAGGAGAAAACGACAUAACCCUGCAAUGUGUAGAUCAAAUCUAUGGAGUUUAUGAUGAGAAAAAGAAACGCCUAACUGGACAACUGAGAAAAUACCCGGAGAAGCUAAUUAUCUACUGUAAAGACCUUAGAGUAUUUCAGUUCUGCCUGAGAUACACAAAAGAAGAGGAAGUGAAAAGAAUCGUCAGUGGUAUAGUUCACCAUAGCCAGACUCCUAAGCUGCUAAAACGCUUGUUUCUGUUCUCUUAUGCAUCAGCUGCCCCGAACAACACAGAUGGAAGAAACCAAACUGUGAUGUUUGAUACUCUUGAGGACUGGCGUGAUGAGUUGGAGCGGACCAAAGGGAAUGUGAAAUACAAAGCAGUGACUACCAAUGAAGGCUACAGAGUCUCUGAAAAGCUGCCUUUGUAUUUUGUUGUUCCCAUAUGCGUUUCUGAAGAGAGUAUCUUGAAGUAUGAAGGCAGAGGCAUUCCUAUCUGGUGUUGGUCUUGCCAUAAUGGUGCCGCGCUUCUCAAAAUGUCUGCAUUUCCCAAAGAACAGGAUGACAGCACUUCACAAAUGCAAAAAGCCUUCUUGGAUGGAAUCUAUAAGACAAUUAGCAAACCUCCCUAUGAACUCCUGAAGACGGAUGACUUGUCAAGCAGCCUUCCAUCUCUGCAAGAUAUCCAGACUGCAUACAUGAAAUUUAAACAGCUGUUUUUGAUAGAUAACAGUACAGACUUCUGGGCAACUGAUGUGAAAUGGUUUUCAUUACUGGAGAGCACAAACUGGCUAGAGAUAAUCAGGCGAGUCUUGAAGAAAGCAAUAGAAGUUGCUGAGUAUCUGGAAAGACAGCACACAAAUGUUCUCCUUAUAGAAGAGAGUGCUACUGAUCUGUGCUGUGUGAUCUCUAGUCUGGUUCAAGUGAUGAUGGAUUCAUACAGCAGAACAAAGUCAGGGUUUCAAAGCCUUAUUCAGAAGGAGUGGGUGAUUGGAGGACAUGGCUUUUUGGAUCGUUGUAACCACUUGCAUAAAAGUGACAAAGAAGAGGCUCCUGUUUUUCUGCUCCUGCUAAAUUGUGUUUGGCAGUUGGUACAACAGUAUCCUCCAGCAUUUGAGUUCACAGAAACUUACUUAACUGUGUUGUCAGACAGCCUCUAUGUGCCUAUUUUUAGCACUUUCUUCUUCAACUCGCAACAUCAAAAAGACACUAAUACGAGUGGUGAAAGCCUCAACACACAAAGCGGUCCUUUCAGAUUUCUUACUGUGUGGGACUGGUCUGUGCAGUUUGACCCCAAGGCCCAGGCUUUCCUGAACAACCCUCUUUAUGCAGAGAAGCCAAAACCAGAUAAAAGUCAACGGAAAACUGCACGAUUCAAGCAUCAGCGGCAACUUUCUUUGCCAUUGACGCAAACAAAAUCUUCCACGAAGAGAGGAUUUUUCAGGGAGGAAACGGAUCAUUUAAUUAAAAACAUUCUGGGUAAAAGAAUUGGCAAGUUCAUAAAUUCUUCAGAUGAACCUUCUGAUAGCUUCAGGGAAUUUUAUGAUAGUUGGUGUAGUAAACCUGUUGACUAUCACGGUCUUCUGUUACCUCGCAUCGAUGGCCCUGAAAUCAAAGUCUGGGCACAAAGAUAUUUACGAUGGAUUCCUGAAGCGCAGCUUCAUGGUGGUGGUACAAUAGCCACAGCUGCCAAGAUUUUUGACUUGAUGGAAGAAGUGCAAAGCUUGCAGGUGAAAAUGGAUGAAGAACAUUGUCAAGCUAUUUCUGGAGAUGUACAUCCUGUUCCACUGCUGAGAAAUUCUGCCCGUUUGUCAUCCUUGUUUCCAUUUGCUUUACUUCAGAGACAGUCUAUCAAACCCGCUUUACCUACUAGCACCUGGAAAGACUUGGAAGAUGAAGAUGACUUGGUCAAGAGGGAUGAUGAAUUUGUUGAUCAAAGUGGCGAUAUGUCAUAAAGUGUAUAUAAAUUAAAGUAUGCAUUGUAUGUGGCUAAGCUCUGAGUUGUAAAUGUUGUGCUGUAUCCUCAUAUAAGGAACUCACUCAAGCAUCUACAGCCUGUUUAAUGGGUUUGUGGGGUUAA